AUGUUAGUCGUGAAACUAAAGAUCUGCCGAAAACCCGACUCUUCAAUCCCGUACAAAUUCAUCACCGUCUACAACAUCGACAAUCACGAACUUGGCCAUGACCUACACUGGAACUACAACAUGGAUCCAGUCACUAACCAGUUCAAGACUUCGCUAUCUUCGAAAUCUUUAGCUGCUGCCAUUUACCUGGAUAAAUGCACCACGAACAGCAAAAGGGAAUACUUUUUGUCAAACUUGCGACACUAUCUUAAUGCUUACAACCUAACCAUCGAUGUAUAUGGCCCUUGUGGUGAUUUUAAAUGUGGAAGAACCAGCUUGAAGCCCUGCUUCUAUAGAAUAAGGACCACUUACUACUUUUACUUGGCCCUAGAAGAUUCUAUAGCGACUGAUUAUAUUACAAAGUCUGUGCUGUUUGCGUAUGACAACAAUGCUGUGCCUGUAGUGCUCGGUGGAGCUCAGUAUCACAGAUACCUACCCCCAGACUCCUACUUAGACGGCACACAACUUGGUGAAGAGAUACUAGCGAAAGUAAUGUACGAGGCCAUUCAUAACAAAACUAAAUACUACGAUUUCUUCAAAUGGAAGAACCACUACAGCAUCAAGGAAUCUGAAGUACUUAACGCUUGUCCUCUAUGUGAGUUCCUGAACAAUGAAGGCUGGUUGAAAACAGGAGAAAGUUACCUGUACUUCAGAAAAUGGUGGAACCCAUUCUUUGCUGAAAGAUGCGGCCUCGAUAAAAGAUAUGUCGUACUGUAA
This is a messenger RNA of Helicoverpa armigera (cotton bollworm), 756 nucleotides long. RefSeq names its product alpha-(1,3)-fucosyltransferase C-like. Lineage: Eukaryota; Metazoa; Arthropoda; Insecta; Lepidoptera; Noctuidae. The record is from RefSeq and is a predicted model, not a curated record. The transcript is spliced from 3 exons. Gene Ontology annotation, molecular function: fucosyltransferase activity. The coding region runs from base 1 to 756 and encodes 251 amino acids. Gene Ontology annotation, cellular component: membrane.